UAUUUGUCGCGACUCCGUGAUUUAGCCAACAGCUGAUGCGAAGAAAGCAAAGGGUUGGGUAGAUACACAAUUUUAAGAAUAAUUAACGCAUUUUACACGUCUACAAAUCUAUUUAGUUAAAAAUAUGGCAGAGACAGACCCAAAAUCGGUGCAGGAUCUCACAGCAGUGGUGCAGACAUUACUGCAGCAGAUGCAGGAUAAGUUCCAGACCAUGUCAGACCAGAUCAUCGGGAGAAUUGAUGAAAUGAGCACUCGCAUUGAUGACCUGGAGAAGAAUAUAGCAGACCUGAUGACUCAGGCAGGAGUGGAAGAGAUUGAAGGAGAGAACAAGGUCAAAGAGGGAGACGCCUCCUAGUAGAGGAUGCAGACUACAAAAUAACUAUACACACUUCAGGAGCAGCAAGAUUCUCUCUAUGGUGACUAACAUAUUUUGGUUUGACGUGAUGCUUUUUUUAAAAUAAUGUAGAAGGAAUUAAAGUCAGUCUUAAUGCUGUGACUGUAUGCUUUUCCUUUUUUUCCUCAAAGAACUUUUUAAACAUGACAUCCAACUGUAGAGCCGAACCCUGCGUUACUGUAAUAACAGCACUAGCCCAAGUGCCAACCUAUCACCAUUCCUGUUAAAGCCAGUUUGUUGUUGAAUUAAAGUUGUUUCUUAAA
Messenger RNA from Danio aesculapii, 657 nucleotides. It is a transcript of the gene hsbp1b, whose product is annotated as heat shock factor binding protein 1b. The transcript is spliced from 4 exons. The coding region runs from base 125 to 355 and encodes 76 amino acids. Gene Ontology annotation, biological process: cellular heat acclimation. Gene Ontology annotation, molecular function: transcription corepressor activity. NCBI's taxonomy places the organism in Eukaryota, Metazoa, Chordata, Actinopteri, Cypriniformes, Danionidae. The record is from RefSeq and is a predicted model, not a curated record. Gene Ontology annotation, cellular component: cytosol; nucleus.